AUGGUCUCCCGUGUCCACGAGGUUCGCGUUGUCCGUUCUCCCGAAGAGAACGGACAGUUUCUGCACUCUGAUGAGAAGCACCCAGCAUGUCACUUCUACGCUCGUGGUCGGUGCCGCAACGGUGACACGUGUAAGUUCUCUCAUGCUGAGGAGGUUGUUGCUGCUAAGCCGGUUUGUCAUUUCUUUGUGAAGGGCGAGUGUAAGAAUGGUGACACGUGUCGCUUCCUACAUCAACAGCAAGAGGAAGAGACUAUAGACUCGCCUAAAGCGCUUGUUAUCUUCCUCGAACGUUUGAGUCACCACAAGGGCGCACGCUUCUGUUUGGAAGCCCUUCUUAAACAGAAAGAGUCUGUUCGAGAUUUCCUCGGUGAUUUGGGAUUCUGUGAUAUCACCAAGCUAUACUCUAUCUUGGAUCGUUGUGGAAAGGUCGAUGACAAGAAGGAAUAUGAGGAGCUCAUAAGUACCUUGGGGAGAUCACUUGUAAUGAAGUCGCUGUUUCACAUCGGUUACAUUACUCGCGAGACCGACCUAAUCGUGUGUACAAAAGUGUUGGUGGACGCUGCCAGACUCGGGCGGGGUUGUGAUUGGGGGCUUCCAAUAGCUCUGCUGAGGAGGCGAAUAAAGGAGUUGAAGAUCGACAGUUCGAUCCCGGCCCCCUGCGUUUCUCCAACACUGAAAGUCUUCGUGUCGAGUUGCGCUUCUGUUCAGUAUUUCAUAGGAGGUGUGCUUCAACAGGAGUUCGCCUUAUUGAGUUUGCACGCAUGCGCUCGAGGUUGUAUGGAGUUCUUGCUGUGUCCUGUUAUACUCACCAUCGAGAUCGCCUAG
Molecule: messenger RNA, 825 nt
Organism: Perkinsus marinus ATCC 50983
Lineage: Eukaryota; Perkinsozoa; Perkinsida; Perkinsidae
Exons: 4
Coding region: 1-825 (274 amino acids)
Biological process (GO): protein polyubiquitination
Molecular function (GO): metal ion binding; ubiquitin protein ligase activity
Source: RefSeq, a predicted model, not a curated record